AUGUCACCCCAGCUCAACGUUUCUGGCCAUCCCCUCGCCCGUCUCAACCGUGAGUUGACGGAACUACUGGAAGAGCCUUCGCCCGGCGUUACUGUCUUUAUUGACGAUGUUGACGAUGUCGAAAUCAGAAGGUUCUGUUUGGUAUUGACCCCUCAGGCUGGACCCUUGACCGGAUUGAACCUCCAUUUCGAUGUCUAUCUGUAUAGCCAUUGGGAGUUGCUGAUUGGAUACUCGCAGCCAUCGUCAUCUCCUAGACUCCAUUGGUCCCGGGAUUACCUCCGCCACCACGGCUACUCUGGAGUAUACACUGACGCCCUGACGCUUCGAGGUCUCAUCCAGCGAUUGUUAGCUCUGCUCUCCUGCACGAGUACUACUGAGCGGAACUAUGGCGGUCGCCCGGUUUGGUUAGGCGACCACAUUGUCACCACCUAUGUCGAGGACAAGUACAUUUCGUUGUCGAAUCCCUGGGAGCUUUGCUGUCACGCAAAGAAUCGGGAAAGAUGCAAUUGUCGUCUCGCUUCUGGCGGCACCCAGGCAACGCUGAAGGCCCGAUACGAAGCAAAUCCGGGAGAGGAAACGGUGGUCAGAACUAUCAGGAUCUCCAAAGGAGACAUUGUCACCCACAAAGCAAAGAAGGGCAUCCCGAGGUCCGAGCAGGUCCAUAAAUUGGAGAUGCUCAAUCGUCGGUACAUUUCGACUUUGAAGAACAUCUCGACAUGGACCUGCAGCAAAUGCCCGUACGGAUCCGAUGCUCUGCCACAUGUUCAACGGAAGACAGCCCAGAAAAGGAAGGUCGAUCCGACUGUGUCGCUGGUGGCCGGUCUUCCGACAUCCCGAUUCAUUCUCGACGAGGUCAACGACGAUGUGCUCUUGGAGAUCGCUGCCAACCUCACCAGGGAGUCCGUCAUCGCCUUUGGACAGGCAUAUCCUCGCUUCCAUGCCUUGGCCAAUGCCCAUUGCAUUCUGCUGAAGAGAGAUAUGCACUGCUCUUUCCUCAAAACGCAGUUAAACGAAUCAAUCCUGGGUAUCAGCGUCACUUUCAACCCUCAGAAGCGCAUUCUGUCUUCAGACUUUGAAUGGGUCAGUAUGGAGGCGUAUGACAAAUACGAGGCCACGAAGAGUGUCCAGAGUUCAGGGAUGCCCCAGACAAGCAAGUUGAAAGAAUUCUUUCUUCCGUUGGCAUUCCGUCCGUCCCACUUCGACCGAGCAAAGGAAGAGACAUUGACGCGUCUACUGCAAAUUGCUAGUACUGUGCGGGAGGCUGAGAACAGGCUCGUUCGCAGGAAUGACCAUGGACCUGCGAGAGGUCGUGGUCGAGGACGGGGAGGACAUGCGACCAACACUAGUCGACCGAGGAUUGUCCCAACGCCAAAGGGGCCUGCAGACGCCGUCAGAGUCGUUUACAAGAUGAUGAACAACAUCGUCACGGAACUGGUGGCCUCCCGUGAUGAAGCCUUUAAGACCGAGUCAACCGACGACAAUUUCGGAAAAUUACAAAUGACUGCAGGAAGGGCCAUCGUCUACUACUGCCAUCUCAUGCACCUCCUAAUCUCCAUGGCAGGCGAUAAGCCUAUCAUCUUGAAUGAUGCUGUCGCCCGCCUGCAACGGUUCCUGGCAUCUCCCGAUAACCGAACCAAAGACUCUGAGCCUGACAUGGGUGAGCUCAUCGCGGUGGUGGCCUUUGUGUUGAUCAUGUCCCCGCCUGGCGAGUCUAAUAGCCCAACCUGGAGCAUGAUGAAUGGUCCCAUCCUUGAAGAGGUGAUCAUUCGCAAUGUUCGCUGGGUCCUCCGAGACUCUCCAGAGCUGGAGAUCUUGGAACAUUCAGGGGCAAGCCCGUAUCGACUGGACGCGACCUUUGCCAGAUCCAAGACCAGCCUCCGACUUAUGAUGUUCCAAGUCACCUUCCUAGACCUGUUCGUCCGCACCUAUCGCGCCAUUGGCAUCCAAGCUCUCGACCAGAACUAUGGAUUUGCGGUCAAGGAACUCCCAGAUCUAAUGGCCGCGGAGAUCAAGGAUAUCUAUGAGGUCAGUAAUUGGCCAGGGUUCUUUAAAAAGGUGCAGUAUGAGAGAGCUCAGCGGGCAGACUUUACGAAGGAAAGGUUUACCGCAAUGCUGAGGGAGGCUGUCAGGAAGAGUGAAGCAAGAGGGUACCACGUACCCACCACGGGUGCUGAUCGUAGAAAGCUGGUUCGUAUUAGAGCCACCAAGGACCCUAACUUUUAA
Molecule: messenger RNA, 2223 nt
Organism: Coprinopsis cinerea okayama7#130
Lineage: Eukaryota; Fungi; Basidiomycota; Agaricomycetes; Agaricales; Psathyrellaceae
Exons: 3
Coding region: 1-2223 (740 amino acids)
Source: RefSeq, a predicted model, not a curated record